Messenger RNA from Syzygium oleosum, 1319 nucleotides. Its product is annotated as transcription initiation factor TFIID subunit 8. Bases 271 to 1125 code for a protein of 284 amino acids. The transcript has 2 exons. NCBI's taxonomy places the organism in Eukaryota, Viridiplantae, Streptophyta, Magnoliopsida, Myrtales, Myrtaceae. Gene Ontology annotation, molecular function: protein heterodimerization activity. The record is from RefSeq and is a predicted model, not a curated record. Gene Ontology annotation, cellular component: transcription factor TFIID complex.
UCUCUCUCUCUCCGGUGAAUCCAAAGCUAAGUGACCCACUUCGACCGAUGCGUAAUUUGAAUUCAGACCGUGGCCUACCUUUCUUGUUCCUUUGUUCGGGUGAUGGGGGUUGAGCGCACACAUACACAGGCACAGAGCGUUCUCUGCUAACAAGUUGUGAAAGACUAUGUUGAGGGUCAUCAGCUGGUGGGUGUUUGAGAGUGUAAAGGAAAAGAGGCUUAUUGGCUCCUAUGGUGUUAAGGAUCAUUGACCUUUUAGGGCAACCUUGCCAUGAAACCAAAGUCGAAGAAACAGGAACAUCGCUCGCUUGUAGCAUCUAAUCAGACAGAGUUCGCAUCCUCAAUAACCAAAAUUGCAGUCUCUCAAAUCUGCAAAUCAGUAGGUUUCAAGGCUGCCCAACUCUAUACGCUAGAUAUUCUUACAGAUGUUGCCAUAAGAUACCUCCAAUCAAUUGCCAAAUCCGCUGCAGCAUAUGCAAAUGCUUCAAGUCGCACUCAGUCAAAUUUGUUUGACCUUAUUAAUGCCCUCAACGACAUCAACUCUGUAUCUGGUUUCCAUGGUGCUGCUUCUCUUCACAAGAACAGCGUAGCUGUGCUUGCGUCUGGUGUCUUGUGUGAUCUCAACAACUUUGUAAAGAACUCGUGCGAAAUCCCCUUUGCCAAACCUGUUCCCAAAGGAGGUGCGGUUGAUUUGCCUUUACCUGUGAUGCAUUCUAGUGGUGGUACAAACUUCUCGAGCAUUUCUCGGGGCCUGCACAUACCAAGAUGGCUCCCACCCUUUCCUGAUAUGGCUACUUUUGUAGAGAAUCUUGAGAUUUCAUUUAGUCAAAGAAACCAUGGUGAGCAGUUAUGGGGAAGUAUGUUAUCAUUGGAAAAUCAUGAGUCUAAUGAGCCGAUAUUGGAGAAUAAGAGGCCAUCAUCAAGGGGGCUGGAGGAACGGCGUGGGAAGGUGAAGUUCACCGUUGGAAAGGGAAGAAGAGCUGGAAAUGGAAUGGAAGGGGGUUUGAGGAAGGUGAUUUGCGGCGGUGAGAAGAGGGUAUAUUGUAGGAUCAGAAGUGACAAUGAUGAAAUUGUUGAAACAGAUGAUGGUGAUGGCAUCAAGAGAAGGAAGACUUGCAAGUUUUAAAGGUUUGUAACGAUGAAAAUUCAUCGCUAUCGGCAUGCUAUGCCCAAUUUUGGCCAUUCUUUUGCUCUGAAAGUUUGAAUACUCUCAGAGAGAUUCUGGAUGUAAAGUGAACGUUGUACUCAUCUCUUAAAUGCUCAUGUUAUGUCCUCUUUUUGCUCCUUGGAUGGAAUCAAGACAGGAUGAAGCUAUAAAGU